Caenorhabditis briggsae is the source of this 1797-nucleotide messenger RNA. Lineage: Eukaryota; Metazoa; Nematoda; Chromadorea; Rhabditida; Rhabditidae. The record is from RefSeq and is a predicted model, not a curated record. Gene Ontology annotation, cellular component: endomembrane system; membrane. The coding region runs from base 1 to 1797 and encodes 598 amino acids. The transcript is spliced from 7 exons.
AUGGCUGACGCAGUUGAACCCGCAGCCGCUCCGGAAGCAGUUCCUGAAGCCCAAGCUGGUGGAUUUUGGCAGCUAAUGAAGCAAGCAGUUACGAUAUACUUUAUGGUUUCGAUGGUUUCGAAUUUCUUGCGACCAUCCACACCGGGCACAAGCACCAAUGGAACAUCCACCACAGCGGCAGGAAACAAGGCGACAAACUUGUUCCCAAACCAUCAACUAUUCGAUUUAUAUGUUUAUAUGGAUGAAAAUGAAUUCCCGUUCAAACAAUUCGAUUCGGCUCCUGAGAAACUCGUUUGGAUGCGAAGCGCGAUGAGAUACGACGACUGGACGAGCGGUGAAAACAACGACGGAAGCUUCACCUCCACAGAACUUUUGCUCCGAAACGAAUCGUUAUACCUUCACACGUUUAUUGUGAAAACCGGACAAUCUCCAAAUCCCAAGGACAGAAACUACUUCAAAAAUCAAGUGGUUUACAAAAUGCACCAAUUGAACAAGUUCAAAAAGAAGUACUACAAAAAGACAGCGAAUUUGUUGACUGGCGAAAGUGAGCAAAGCGAAGAAGAUCUGGCAAAGGCCCAAGUUAUGAAAUUUGAGGUACUCAACCACUGGCACCCAAACAUUUCGAUCUCUCUUGUCGUUGAUCAAUCCCCAUGGGCACGUGGGUCAAUUCCAUCACCUCUCAGCGAAGAUAUCGAAUUUAAUGAAGACGGGGACGUCUACAAACCGAUAAUAUUCUAUAACAACUGGUGGAAUCUUGGGGCAGAUUAUCAGCCGAUCAAUGAAACUGUCAAGGAGCUCAAUUUGACGAUCACCUACUAUCCGAUGUCAAUUUUCAAAUAUCAAAUGUAUGCAAGUCAAAAGAUGCAGUCUCAAUGGCAGACUAUGCUUUCCAUGGAUAUGGGAGAUACAGAUGGCGAUGAGCAUGACUCAAUGAAACAAGCUCUCCUGGAAACAAAUCCUAUUCUAUUGGCAGUCACGAUGGUUGUUUCCCUUCUCCACACUGUCUUCGAAUUCCUCGCUUUCAAAAACGAUAUUCAGUUCUGGAACAAUCGAAAGGAUCUCGUUGGAUUAUCUGUUCGUUCGGUUCUUUUCAACAUCUUCCAGUCUCUUAUUGUUUUCUUGUACAUUUGCGACAACGAGACGAACACAAUGGUGAAGUUUACCGUUGGCAUUGGAUUGCUCAUUGAAUGCUGGAAGAUUCCAAAAGUCAUGAACGUCUCUGUCGAUUGGCAAAACAAGUGGUUCGGAUUGAUUCCACGUGUGGUGAUUGCUGACAAAGGAUCGUACGUUGAGAGUGAGACCAAGGUAUACGAUCAAAUGGCAUUCAAAUAUCUUGGUUGGGCUCUCUUCCCAUUGCUCGUUGGAUAUGCCAUAUAUUCUGUGAUAUAUGUGGAACAGAAAGGAUGGUAUUCGUGGGUCCUCAAUAUGCUUUACGGAUUCCUCCUCACUUUUGGAUUUAUCACUAUGACACCGCAACUGUUCAUCAACUACAAGCUCAAAUCGGUGGCUCAUUUGCCAUGGCGUAUGCUGACAUACAAAUUCAUCAACACUUUCAUUGAUGACUUGUUCGCCUUUGUCAUUCGGAUGCCACUUCUCUACCGUAUCGGAUGCUUCCGUGAUGAUAUCAUUUUCCUGAUCUAUCUAUACCAGCGUUGGGCUUAUCGUGUCGAUCCCACCCGACUCAACGAAUUUGGAACUAGUCUCGAAAAGGAAGCAGGUGCCGAACCAGCGGCAGUGGAAGGAUCUCAAAAUGUGCAAGAAACGGCUCCAGAAGAAGAGGAUAAGAAGACAAAGUAG